Trichoderma aggressivum f. europaeum is the source of this 570-nucleotide messenger RNA. RefSeq lists its product as uncharacterized. The coding region runs from base 1 to 570 and encodes 189 amino acids. Lineage: Eukaryota; Fungi; Ascomycota; Sordariomycetes; Hypocreales; Hypocreaceae. The transcript has a single exon. The record is from RefSeq and is a predicted model, not a curated record. Gene Ontology annotation, molecular function: transferase activity.
AUGGUGCCUUGCUCAGAGCCUUACAUGGAGUCGCCGGCAGCCUGCAAGAUCGAGCCGAAGCAGCCUCGCAAGGGCUGCACCUGGUUCUCCAGCGUGUACGGCGACCGCAUGGAGGGCGACAUAAUCGAGUCUCUGGCCGGGAAAUACUGUAAAGACAACAUGGCCAACCCAGUGCUCGUCUCCACGGGGGUCGAACUCGCUGCCAACGGUGAGCUUCCCUUCGACGUUGCCCCUAAGUCGGACCGCAUCCAGUGCUCAAGGCGCUGUUCACGCAGACUUACAAGCAAACGGGAGCUGCAGUACCGCCGUAUCAGCAAGUUUUUGGCAUGUGGGAAGCAUGAUGUUGAGUGUAUCAGCGAGACGUUGGGGUUCCUCUGGAUGUACCUUGGUUCCUCAGGCAUCAAGUCCUCAGGCAUCAACUUCCGCAACCUCACUUCACCAAAGCCUUUGACAGCGACUCUUCACCUCAGCUUGCACCAAAUCUUGCACCAAAUCCUCCCGCAUAUCAGUGGCAUCAGUCGCAAUCCUUCUGGAAAGAGUCACGCAAGUCACCCAACUUCCGCUGCUUGA